Molecule: messenger RNA, 1094 nt
Organism: Anopheles stephensi (Asian malaria mosquito)
Lineage: Eukaryota; Metazoa; Arthropoda; Insecta; Diptera; Culicidae
Product: caspase-7-like
Exons: 2
Coding region: 68-937 (289 amino acids)
Biological process (GO): proteolysis; apoptotic process
Cellular component (GO): cytoplasm
Source: RefSeq, a predicted model, not a curated record
UGCAUAGUAGGGUGCGAACGUUAGAAAGUGAAAUUGUUUGUCAUUCAGUAGGGAAAAGACCGUAAAGAUGGAAGCCGCUGACGAAAACGACUCCAAGCCUUAUGAUACUCGGCAUGAAAGCAAACCACGCAGCAACACUCACCAGCGGUCGAUUGUGACUGCACCAGCCGUGUCAGCAGCCAUUAUGGAAGAAAACUAUGAUACAACUCAUCCGAAGCUUGGAAUAGCGAUUAUCAUUAACCAGGUGAAUUUCAGUGGUAUGGCUAAGCGAGAAGGUAGUGACCGGGAUCGUGAUAGUAUUGGUGCAGUGUUAGAAAGCAUCGGAUUUGAUGUACGCGUGUUCAAUAACCUCGAUAAAAAGGAUCUUCUAGACGAGCUGGAUAAGGUCGCUCACGAAGAUCAUUUGCAGAGUGAUUGUCUGGUGGUGGUGAUAAUGACACACGGCGAUAAGGAUGUCCUGUACGCGUCAGAUAAAUGCUACCCCAUCGGUUGUCUGUGGGAACCGUUUCUUGGUGAUGAGUGUUCGUCGUUGCGCGGAAAACCGAAGCUGUUUUUUGUGCAGGCUUGCAGGGGCAAUGCGUUUGACAAGGGAGUCAAGCUGGACAAGGCGGUGACGGACACGGUCGAUUCGUCUUCGAAGCGGUUGCUUUUUCUCAUUCCUACCAUGGCAGACCUGUUGGUGAUGUACUCUACGUAUGAUGGGCAUUACUCCUGGCGCCAUCCCAUCAACGGUUCCUGGUUCAUUCAAUCGCUUAGCACCGAGCUAGAGCAGCACGCUCACACGAAGGAGAUUUUGCAGCUGUUGACUGCCGUUUCGCGUAGGGUCGCGUAUCAGUAUCAAUCGAACGUGCCGGACAAUCUAGCUAUGGAUGCAAUGAAACAGAUGCCCUGCGUAGUGUCGAUGCUUACCAAGGCGUUCUACAUAAAACCCAAGUAGCGAACGAAAGCCAAAGACCAUCCGACCGGUACGACAUUACACCAUACGCCGGCCUUACUCGACCAGUACCUGUGACUCUCUUUCGCAAGUGAAUAAUGUUAUGCUCAGGAAUAAAGGAUGCUCGCCUUCCGUGCUAUUGCCUUAUACUGUCAAAAAA